AUGGCAACAAACGAAAAUAUUUUUACUCCCGGUACUUUGACAUAUAGAACUAUAGGAAUUAUAUCAAUGUUUUACAAUUACAUCCCAUUACAAAAGGUUCAUGACUAUGAAGAAUUCAUUUUAAUGGGAAUCGUAAUUUUCUUACUCAUCUUUGUUUUGUACUUAAUUGUUACUGCUUUCCAUUAUAAGAAGACAUCUAAAGUAUCCAAAGCAAACACAAUAAUCUUAUCAAUCUUCAUUGCAAUUUGCCCAUUCUUGUUCAUGCCAGUUGUUUCGCAGUUCGUUGGUGAAAUCAUUUCAAAUAUGGUCUCAAAAGUACAUCCAAUAACACGCUUAUCUUUAAUUGCCAUUGAAGUUUCUAUCUUCACCAUUGGAAUUUAUUUCUGGUUGAUGAUUGCUACUUAUUCAACAAGUCUUGCUUUCAGACCAAUCAGUUUCCCAACCUUGGAAGGUUCUGCACAAAACAGGUUAUAUGUUUGCACAACUGUUAUUUCAUUUUUAUGUGCAUUCCCAGCACAUAUCGAUAAAUACGGUGCUGCAGUUAUAAUUAUAAUAUCAAUCUUUGUUUACUGCUACUUAAUCACAACAUUGUUCAAUUGUGGAACAUAUAUUAACUUACAUCAACAAACAUUAGUUUUAGGUGGUUCAAUGUUAAGUAUCAUUAUUUGUGCAGUAAACUUAUAUCCAUUAGUAAUGGAGUACCAAUGGAAUGAAAUCUUCUUUGUUGUUUUCUUUGGUUCUGCUUUAGUUUGUUUCCUUGUUUCUAAUUUCAUCAUCAAAGCAAGAGCAAGAAAGGAUCUUAGACUAUUAGAUGAAAUAGAAUCAUUGAAUAAUCUUGAUAACAUUAAAAGCAAAGGCAAGUUCAAAAAGUUGUUAAUAUCUGGAUUCAAUAUGUGUCAUCCUGCUUGUUUGAAUUUCUCAAUAUUCAAGUUAGCAAUUCAAAAAUAG
Molecule: messenger RNA, 948 nt
Organism: Trichomonas vaginalis G3
Lineage: Eukaryota; Parabasalia; Trichomonadida; Trichomonadidae
Product: guanylate cyclase protein
Exons: 1
Coding region: 1-948 (315 amino acids)
Source: RefSeq, a predicted model, not a curated record